This is a messenger RNA of Rhagoletis pomonella (apple maggot), 594 nucleotides long. RefSeq lists its product as uncharacterized. The transcript is spliced from 2 exons. NCBI's taxonomy places the organism in Eukaryota, Metazoa, Arthropoda, Insecta, Diptera, Tephritidae. Gene Ontology annotation, molecular function: nucleic acid binding. Bases 1 to 594 code for a protein of 197 amino acids. Gene Ontology annotation, biological process: DNA integration. The record is from RefSeq and is a predicted model, not a curated record.
AUGGCCGACCUGCCUAAAGAGCGAAUUCAGGCCUCGCGCCCAUUCAUAGUCACCGAUGUGGACUACUGUGGGCCAUUUUAUUACAAGCCUGAAGUACGCAAUAAAUCGCCCCACAAAUGUUAUGUAAGCGUUUUCAUUUGCUUCGCCACAAAGGCUGUAUGGAUGGAGUUGGUAAGAGACCUCUCAACAGGUGCUUUCAUUGACGCGCUAAAACGAUUCAUCGCUACGCGUGGCAUACCCAGCUGCAUCUGGUCUGACAAUGCGACGAAUUUUGUAGGCGCCAAGAACGAGCUUAAAGAACUACGGAACUUAGCCCUCAGCGAAGUCCACAACUUUUGCCUCAGUAAUGGCUUUGAUUGGCGUUUCAUCCCACCUCGCUCUCCGCACUUUGGCGGUUUGUGGGAAGCGGCCGUAAAAAUAGCCAAACAACAUUUCUAUCGUUCCGUUGGCUCAUCACUGCUUGGCUUCGAUGAAUUGCAAAACCCAGAGGAUUUAGAUGUGCUAACGCCAGGCCAUUUUUUGAUUGGUGGUUCUCUGACAGCUCUUCCGGAACCGGAUCUAACGACGCUAAACUACGACCGACUUGAUCGAUAG